Meyerozyma guilliermondii ATCC 6260 is the source of this 405-nucleotide messenger RNA. RefSeq lists its product as uncharacterized. Bases 1 to 405 code for a protein of 134 amino acids. Gene Ontology annotation, cellular component: Ino80 complex. The record is from RefSeq and is a predicted model, not a curated record. Gene Ontology annotation, biological process: chromatin remodeling. The transcript has a single exon. NCBI's taxonomy places the organism in Eukaryota, Fungi, Ascomycota, Pichiomycetes, Serinales, Debaryomycetaceae.
AUGGUUUCUCUGCAAGCACAAGCUCCUGGCGCCGUGGAUCUCCAGGCCCAAUCUGAUAUAUGCACCAAGGUCCAUAGCUUCAAAAACCCAAACAGACCACCUCCAGGAGGUGCACGAAGGUUUAAGCCAGCACGUCAGAUGUUGGGAGACGAAAUCAAGUACCUUCAAAGCAAACUGAAUAUAAAGUUCGAUACCCCUACAUACGUCUCUGUGGCUGCUCCACCCAGCUUGAAGCCUGCAAAGCAUUAUUGUGACAUUACAGGACUUCCUGCUCGUUACAAAAAUCCCAGUAACGGAUUGAGGUUUUACAAUGUUGAAAUAUACCAAGAAGUAAUCAAGCAUAUGCCACCUGGAGUGGACCAGGAGUACUUGAGUUUGCGUGGAGCCAACGUUGUAUUGAAGUGA